UGACUUCUAUUUUUGGUGAAGUGGUGUUCAAGGACAUUCGACCUUUUUGUCUCGUAGUAACUUACGUUUACUUUCAUUGCCUAGAGUUGUAUGUUUUUUGAGCUGAAUACCAUAGUGGUCGGUUACCUAGUUUUGAGAGACCUUUUGGUCUAAAUGCUUCAUGUACAACAACACUUCUCGAUUUCCUCCGGAAGAAGGAAGUUCGUCGUUCCCUCACAAUCGCGAGUGCGAAAGGGUAAACAGCUGUCAAAAUAUUUCCUCGAACUUAGUAUACUCAAAGUGCAAUUCCGAGAAUAAGCGAAUUUUACUGCCCGCGUCAACUACGGUUAGUGGUAGUUUAUCGCAAAGUUCAGUUUCUGGCAAGCGUAUGUCGAGAAGUAGUGGAAAUGUAAAAGUCCAGGUUGUCAGAAGCCACAACGAAACAAGCUCUGUUGAGUGUUGCUCGUCUGGCACCGAAGACUCAAGCAUCUUGGAUGGAAUAUCUUCUGAUGGUAGCCAGCGUGAAAGCGAUGAUAGUUUCCAUGCAGUUCAUAGUCUUUCGCACGAGGAAUAUUUAAGUGGACGAAGAAAAUCUUUGCCUGCGUCGACGCAGGAUCUAUGGCGACCUCGGAACGACGAGAGAUUUAUUUGUAGUUUUGACCUGUUAGCCUGCUUCUUAAGCAGUUCGGUGAGUCACGAAAUGACAUCGCCCCAAGUUAAGAAGAAAAGAUGGUUUUCGAGUUCUUCUCCCGCAAAAGAGUCGAAUAGUCAGGAUUCCCGAGACAGCUUUUGUGGUUCUGAAGUUAACAACAGUUUUUGGGGUAGUAAACAGCUGCAGGGAGGCGUCAAGGCCCUGAACCAAUCUUUUACUAGACCAAAGAGUGCAGAUGGAGUCUUAUUUUCUAGGGCCUUGAGUGUUCCCUUGUCUUACCGCAGUUCUCCUUACAAGUCUUGUUUGGUUUUACUCACAACUCAGCGUUUAAUUGGAGUGAAUGAAGUCGAAAUUAGUGAAGGUGGUGGUAUGCAGCUUCAGUGGCACCUUGAGUUGGAUCAAAUUGAGAAAGUUACUUUGACAGGAGAUAAUACUUGUGUAAAUGUUUAUAAGAGAGGCUUGAAGGGUAGAGAACCUUUUGUAAUUCUUCUCUGCUCAAAGGAUGGCAAUAUGAAGAAUUAUACUAGCUUUUCACAAUCUUUUGAACAAAGCUCUUUUUAUUCGGACAUUUCUAAUGUGAGUGAUAUGCCUUCGUCGGACAACAAUAAGCGCAAUAUGACGCCAGAAAUGUUGAAAGAGACUAUUGAAUACGAAUGUACAAGAGCGCGCUCAACGAAACGCGAGCAAAGACGAGGAAGGCGCUUGGAUAGUUUGAAACUUUUGGCAGAGCAGAUUUCUCGACUUCAGAUGGAAAGUGUUCCUGAUGGAAAUUCUCAUGCUUUACCACAAGACAGCUCCUCAUCUCGCCUAAAGUUUUUUAGAAUCUUUCAAAAAAAGAAACUCGACGAUGAUAGCAAACUUUCUGUAAAUGAUGUAUUGAUGCCUCGUCCCAAGGUGGAAUCGGAGAAGAAACCACCUAUGCCUGUAAUAUCACUUCUUGAAGAAUGUUCUCGAUAUGGAUACGAUUAGACUGUUGACAGAGACGUUUCUGUGUUACCAUUCAAUUAGCCUUCAAGGUUUUUUAUUGCAAAUUGUUCCAAUUGUGAAACAUGUAAAGAUGCUUUAUUCAUAAUUUUUUUGUUUGGAUAAAUUUAUUUGACGAUAU
Molecule: messenger RNA, 1736 nt
Organism: Galdieria sulphuraria
Lineage: Eukaryota; Rhodophyta; Bangiophyceae; Galdieriales; Galdieriaceae
Exons: 1
Coding region: 161-1600 (479 amino acids)
Source: RefSeq, a predicted model, not a curated record